GCGUUUUUAUUUUCCUCCGCCAUCUAGCCAUCAAUACGUUAAAAAGUAAAGAGUUAUAAAUACAACGUUUUUCCUUUCUAUGCAUCUCUGCAAAGCUGACACCAAAACAUCUAUCGUUUAAACAGCAUGAAUCAUAAAGCAGCAGGAUGUGUGUGUGUACAAGAGUGUGUCACACACUUACAUGAGAGCAGCCAGCGCUGGCCUGUCUUCACCCUGCUGCCACAGACAUUAUGGCGGCGCAGACAGAGGUCCCAUUUUGCCUCAAAGAAUGCAUAACUCAGUAUCUGAAGCCACAGAGGGUUCAGUUCAUGAGUUUGGUGCAGCUCAACCAGUACAAGGGACGAGCAGAGAGCAGAGUUUUGGUGAUGUCUCAAUGGAGAGCUCAUGUGUUCCACAGCAAGCAACCAGUGAAGGUGGAGAGUUCCUUCAGUUAUCUAGAGAUCUAUGCCAUCUCUAUCGACAGCAUUGAGCAGGUGGUUAUUGAGACGGACAGGCAGAUCUACUCUCUUAGCCUGAUGUCAGUGCGAGAUCUGGAAGCUGUGGUCACCCAUGUCACCGCCUCACUCAAGAAGAUUUUUCCGGAUUCAUCGCCCGGGAAGUUGCUGAAGAAAGUUCCCCCUGACCUCCAAGAGCGGCUAUGCAGUCUUGCCUCUAGAGUUGAAGAACAUGUGAAUGGAGCAGUUGGACCAUGUGGAGGCUUUUCGGACACUUAUGCAGCUUUGUGUGACUUCAAUGAGUUCCCUUGCUGUAUGGAAGUUCAGUGGGACGUCGAUAACAUUUACCAUGUUCAGAACUGUCGGGUUUUCAGCCUCAUUGACUUCAGUCACUUAGACAGCAGAGACUUGGCUUUAGCAGUGGGUGCUUUGUCCUUCAACCAAUGGUUCACCAAGAUAUGCAGCAAGGACUUCAAACUGACCCCUGAUGUGCAGGAGCAGGUCCUCUAUAUGAUCGCCCGGUCCUGUUCUCUGGAGGAGAUCAGUCUGGAGGCCAGCGGACUCAAAAUGGAUUUUGCUGUGAAGAUGGCCAGCGCUUUUCGGGACAGUUCUGCCUCUGCUGUUCAUAUCAUAAACCUCUCUGUCAAUGCUAUUGAAGAUAAAGGAGUGAUUGCUCUUAGUCAGAGUUUGGGCAGACUGCCUCGUGGCCUCAGUCAGCUGCACCUUUCCAAGGUCUCUAUGUCCCCGAAAGGCCUGGGCUGUCUGGUUCAAGUUCUUCAUCAAAGUACAUCUCUCUGCAACACUCUCACCCACCUAGACUUGAGCGGAAACAUCGGCUGCCUGGCGACAGAAGAGGCUGUGAGCCUCUUUAAGUUCCUAUCUGCUCCAAAUGCAGUUUCUCACCUGGACCUCAGCUACACCGACUGCCCUCUAGACACAUUGUUUGUGUCUUUGUCUGCGGGCUGCUGCACUACUCUGAGCUACCUCAACCUCUCCAGGAACACUUUUUCUCAUAGGAAAGUACGAGAGGUCACACGCAGUGUAAGGGAUUUCUUCAGCAAGAGCACUGUGUUAAAAUACGUGGGAUUGGCUGGAACUAAACUACCUCCAGAAGCUCUCAGAUUGUUACUACAGGGCUUGGCCACCAACACUUAUCUAUCUGAGCUGGAGCUUGACAUCAGCUGUUGUGAGCUGAGGUCGGCUGGAGCUCAUGUGAUUCAGGAACACAUCUUUGAGGCCAAGGCCAUCUGCAGUCUGGACCUGUCUGACAAUGGUUUUGAGAGCAAUAUGGUUACUUUAAUUCUCUCCAUUGGUCGCAGCCAUUCAAUUCGGCACCUUUCAAUUGGACGCAAUUUUGCCAUGAAGUCUAAAGCUCUUACAGAUGUGUUACACCGCCUUGUUCAGCUAAUUCAAGAGGAGGAGUGUCCACUGGAGUCUCUCUCUGUAUGUGACUCAAAGUUGAAAACUGGUACCACCAUCCUCAUCAACAGCCUGGGCAGCAACGCCAGCCUGUCCAAGAUUGAUAUCAGUGGAAACUGUAUAGGUGACACAGGAGCAAAGAUGCUAGCAAAGGCCCUCAUGAUCAACACCAAGCUAAAAACACUGGUUUGGGACCGAAACAAUGUGACUGCUGGAGGAUUUAUGGAUGUGGCCAAUGCCAUGGAAAGAAACGUGACACUACAGAACAUGUCUAUUCCAAUGAGUGAUGUUCUUCAAGCGUACCGAAACACUCCAGAGAAGAUGGAGGAGGCUUUACAGAAAAUCCAGACUUUUUUACACAGGAACAAUCAGAGACAGUGUAGAACAGGUGAGGAUUUGUGUCAUCUGCAGUAUGGACUGAAGACCACUCGCUCUGAACAGUUGGUGCAGGAUCUCUGUAAGAAACUACAGGAAAGUGUGCAUCCUUUAACCUGCUACAAUAUACAAGAGGUGCAGUCGGACAUCUUGCUUGCAGAGGAAGCGCUUCAACAUGCAAAGACGGCCAUUAGUUCUUUCGCAGGGCUUUAUGAGUUGGGCAGAGCGCCCUCUAGUGGUCACAUGCUGAAAUGCAUUCUCAAUGAUGCUGCUACAGCCUUGAGGAGUGAGAUCACUGAGGAAAUCCAGGAACUGGCAACGGCAAUGCUGCAGUCUGCCCAGCUGACCUGCCCCAGAGUCGUCCAGAGGUCGAGUGUCAGCGAGCAUUUGGCAGAAUGUGUGGCCAGGAAGACACGUCAGGCUGCACACUUCAUUCAAAACACAAUGCAAGAGACAGAGAACAGCAUCAGAAACAAGCUCAGUGAACUGAAACUGUCUGUCAGUGUCUCUCUGGUGGAAAGUAUAAUUGAAGAAGUUCUUCAGGAUUUGUCAGUGGCUCAGGAAAAGCUGGACAAGCACAUGAGGGAGUUUUCCCAGUCCACCAAUAUCAAGGCCAAUGUUCCUCAGCUCAGAGUGAUGGAGCAUGAAUUCCCCACAGAUGAUUAUGUCCCCGUAAACUGGAGGAACAGCUUCCACUCCCGUAGCAUCCGUCCCGCCCCUUCCAUCAAAAGUUUGUUAGAUGUGGAAGGGGAACAGCAGGCGCGUGCGGCCACACAUCCCCAGCAGGAGGUAGAGGAGAGAGGAGGGGGAGGGCCUCAGGUCUCCAGGGUAGGAAUGGAGGAGAGGAGGCGGGCCCUGUCAUUGUCAUUGGCCACGGGGCUGUCAGUCACAGCGGCAGGCCAGCUGAAGCCAGGAAGCCCCUCCUACUUGAGGAGAGAGGCGGAUGCUGCUGCCGCUCCCGCUGCUGCUGCUGCCGCUCUUAGCAACAGAGAGCCCCGGCGCUCGGAGCCUGCACCUCCUCAGCCCCCUAUGGACCUGCCCAUCGAAGGACACACACUGAGGCACUACACCCGCUCCAGGCCCAGACCCAACCGCCGGAACAGACAGCCUCCCAGCAAGCCGCAGGAGCAGGCAGCUGAGAGCGAGAAUGAGGCCAAUGAGAACAUGGGGAGGGUUGAUGAAGGUGUAGAAGAGUUCUUCACCAAAAAAAUCAUCCCUGAUGACCCCCUAAAGCACCAGAGGGAGGAGCCCCUCAUUAAAGCACAACCUGCAGAGCCCACGUCUGUCACAACUGCCCCUCCUACCACCUCCACUACAACCCCCAUCCCCACCACAGCCCCCUCCAAAAACAUUAAGAAGAAGUUUGGUGACUUUUUCGCCUUUAAGAAAGUCCGAGCAGGUCGAGGGGCCAAGGGCGACGGCGUUCCUGAGGGCAAGGUCAAAAAGACUUCAAUAGCAGAUCUCAUCCGACCACUCCGGGAGGCAGCACGUGCAGAGAAAGAGCGAGAAAAGGAAAGGGAAAGAGAAAAGGAGAGGGAACGAGAGAAGGAGAAAGAAAAGGAGAGGGACAAAGAGAAAUUGGAUGAGGAAAACAUAGUCAAGGCAGUCACAACCACGGCCACCACCACCAUCCUCACCAUCACAGAUUCAACAACAACUGCACCAGUUAUUGAGGACAAAAUGUCACCCAGAGCUCUGUCACCUGCCCCCACACCUGUACUGACCCCACCUGCAUCCACUCCCACACCUCCUGCCUCCUCUCCGAGCAAAACCGAAGAGGUCCCAGCACUGUCCCCUGCUGCACCUCCCACUCCCACCAAAACCCCCAGCCCAGUCCCAGUUGUGUCACCCUCAGAGCGGGAGAAGAGCCGGACCCUGGAAAAGAGCCGCACCCCAGAUGGAGAGCGGAGGCCUAAACCCAUCCGUCGCUCUCUCAGAGAAGGCAAAUCACAGUCCCUCAUCCUGCUCUCAGACGUCUUGCCAGAGCAGGAUGACACAGCCACGCAAGUAAAGAAACAUGCCUCAGAGAGCUCGUCCAGCUUUGAACAGCGUCUCCAUGUCAUGCUUCACCGCAUGGGAGUCACCAAAACAUCUCCUACUGACACCAAACAGAGCCAGAGCAAGGAUGAGGAGCUGAGGAAAGCCAACUCUGAGGGGGCAAUACUUGACAAACCUGAGCCACCGCCUACAUUUAUGAAACCCCGCACAAUGUCCACCUCAUCAGACACCAGGCGACCAACCCGAGUGACCCAAAGUGUUACAGACUUCCACCGUACAGAAAAGCCACUACUUCCAGAGCGUCCUAUAGGCCCGUUGCCCCCUAAACCGGCCAUGAAGCCCAUUUUGCUUCCCGGUAGUGAGGCAGCACGGACGGCCACGCCCAGUCCCAAGCUCCCCAGCCCCUCUCAGGAUGGCCAGGCAGAGGUAUCCGAGACCAUCUCUCUCUCCCAGCCUCAGGAGAAAGAUCCUCCAACCCCAUCUCCCCGCAAAGAGACGCCCCCAGCCCCCUCACCACGGAGGAAUCUCAGAACGGAUAUCAGAGAGCGUUCAGAGAGAGCACAAUCCGUCACUGAAGAGACCCUCCCUAUACCACGGCCCCGCAUGAAGCCCUCUCCCCAGCGCCGUGCUGUGUCUGUCCAUGAGGACUCUCUCCUCCAACACGCCGCCAUGCUUGACCCUGAGGAGCUAAAGGCUGCGCUGCCAAGACGGCAGAGGUCACCGGGGCGGAAGCGAGGAAACCUGGGGGAACUGACGCCCUGCUCAGAGGAUUUACCAGAGGGUGAGGAAGUGAAAUCUGGGGAAAAGGAGGACGGCACUGGACAGGUCGAUGAGGCGAACAGCACAACAGUCACAGACAGCCAAUCAGAGCAGAGCCCAUCCGAGCUCAGCAAGCAAGUGACCAACCAGGAGAGGGGGGAGACAGUCUCAGAGGAGCACACAACGCAGGGAGAAACAUCAGACCAAAGAACUGAAUCCCCCUCACCUGAGAUACACAUGGACUGACCCUGCGCAAAUCUAUUUUCUAUCAUGUGUACCUUUGCCUUGCACGCCAGAUUAUGUACAAAAGAAUGAAUUAUGAACAAAUGCGUUUAAAAAAAACAAAAAAAAAAGUAAAUCAAUACCUAUACUUGUUAAUAAUGAUUAAAAAGUGAAUUCUGUUGUGUCA
Messenger RNA from Onychostoma macrolepis, 5394 nucleotides. RefSeq names its product capping protein regulator and myosin 1 linker 2 (gene carmil2). Gene Ontology annotation, cellular component: lamellipodium; plasma membrane. Gene Ontology annotation, molecular function: protein binding. The record is from RefSeq and is a predicted model, not a curated record. Gene Ontology annotation, biological process: cell migration; regulation of Arp2/3 complex-mediated actin nucleation. The transcript is spliced from 41 exons. NCBI's taxonomy places the organism in Eukaryota, Metazoa, Chordata, Actinopteri, Cypriniformes, Cyprinidae. Bases 231 to 5231 code for a protein of 1666 amino acids.